Oreochromis aureus is the source of this 2478-nucleotide messenger RNA. Its product is annotated as polyserase-2-like. Gene Ontology annotation, biological process: proteolysis. Lineage: Eukaryota; Metazoa; Chordata; Actinopteri; Cichliformes; Cichlidae. The coding region runs from base 26 to 1000 and encodes 324 amino acids. The record is from RefSeq and is a predicted model, not a curated record. The transcript has 7 exons. Gene Ontology annotation, molecular function: serine-type endopeptidase activity.
GAAGAGACUAUCAAACUAUAACAGGAUGGCAGCCUGGAUCCUCUUGGUGUGUGCGUUCAUCACUCUGCAAGGCUCGAAGGCUCAGGAUUGUGGGGUGGCACCUCUCAAUACAAGAAUAGUGGGUGGUCAGAAUGCCCCAGCUGGGUCAUGGCCCUGGCAGGUGAGCGUACACUAUCAAUCAUCUCAUAUCUGUGGAGGCACCCUCAUCAGUGACCAGUGGGUGCUCACAGCAGCUCACUGCAUUAUAACAAACUCAUUUAGUGCAUGGACGCUCUACUUCGGGAGAGAGACUCAGGCUGGGCCUAACACUCAUGAGGUGAAACGGAGUGUGUCGCAGGUCAUUGUCCACCCUAACUACAACAAUUCUUACUUGAACAACGACAUUGCCCUGAUGAAGCUCAGCAGCCCUGUCAGCUUCACUGACUACAUCAGACCUAUCUGCCUGGCAAGUAGCUCCAGUCAGUUCUACAACUCCACAUCCUGCUGGGCCACUGGCUGGGGCAAACUUGGAAAGAAUGAGACUUUGCCAGCUAAUGCACCCCUCCAAGAAGUUCAGAUUCCUGUUAUUGGAAACAAACAGUGCAGCUGUGAUUAUAUCACAGCACAAGAUGCGAAAAUCACUCAGCAAAUGAUUUGUGCGGGGCAACAGAACAAAGGAGCAUGCCAGGGGGACUCUGGUGGACCUUUGCAGUGCAAACAGGGUUCCAAGUGGAUCCAGGCUGGUAUUACCAGUUUUGGAGUACCUUGCGCCCAGGCAGGUUUCCCUGAGGUCUACGCUCGAGUGUCUGAAUUCCAGACUUGGAUCACAAAUCAAGUAGCGGGGGCGAAUGUGGGCUUUGUGACCUUUACUUCUAGCGGCACUGACACAGACAGCAGCUUUGUGUGUCGCAGCAACAACUCCACUGGCAGCACAAACUCUGGAAACUCAGCCAAGUUUGCACCUGAGCUUGGAUUUUUUAUCUUCUCAGUGAAAAUGUUGCUAGACCGCAUUUUAGUUUAACACUAAAAAUAUCUCCUCUUGUGCUCUUUUUGUCUUUAAAGCUACAGUGUGUAAACUGGCACCCACUCCUAUGUAUUUUUAAUGACGGAACUGAAUGAAGGUCAUGAUGAUGGAUGAAUUUGUUAGAUGUAAUGGCACACUAAUCAAUGUAUAUUUAGUACAACAAAGUGUUUUUCUAUUACAUAAUCUUAAAUCUUAAUCUUAAAUACUUACAUAAAUUGUUCAAAUAAAGUAUUUUGAUUUUAAAAAACAGAGUCGAGUUUGACAUAACUGCACUGCAGUUCGGGUGCAUCAGCUUGUAAUUUUCUUUCACUAUGAUACUGUUACUGAACAUUAUGUACAAGACUGGAAGAGAUAUGCAGAAUAUAUAUGAAUAUAUAUAUAUGCUCAGUUGUAUAUGUUCGGACGUAACGUACAACAUCUACUAGAUUUUUGGUUUUGGCUUUUUGUUCUUCCUUUUAUAGAUUUUUAAUUCAGGGGCUUCUCAUGUCAUUUUAAACUUUCCCAGAACUCUGAAAUAUGAGUUUUAUUUUUGUGAUCUGAGUCUUUGAGGAGACAGGGAAGUUGUGGGUGGGAACAUUUGGGGAAGCAAUUUUUAAGAGAGGUUCUGCAUUGAUACGCUGAUGGAUGUGGUCACGAUGACUUCUGUCUCAGGCUUGUGAGCUGUUGCCAGUUAUACUCUUUGAAACCGUACUUCAUGGUCAAAGGAUUGAUCUGAAACUGCAACUCAUGCGCCCAAUGACAUUUUCUUUGUCCAAGAGAAUGGCUGACACCUUUGAAUUUGACAUGUAGCUCUUCCUGUAACGCCAUGCUCCAAUCUAAUCAGAGAAAAUGGAAAUUAUUUAUAAAAAAAACCCCAAUAUUUAAACUCAGGCUUCUUACAUAAACCUGGAUGUAUCAAGGAUUGUUAAAGUGGAUCUGUUGUGCUUAUCUCCUGUUAAGUUUGGUGAAUGUCUUGUUACAUUAAUAGAUACUCAUCAGAUACUCAUUGUCAGGGUGAUAUUUUAGGAUUGUCAUUUGUACUUGGAAACAAAUAAUCAUUUAUGCUUAGAGAUAUAUAAUCGUUUGCAUGUUGAUAAACUGUCUCAUCCUUAUUCAGGUCACAAGGUCAAGUUCAUGGGAAGGGCAUCUAAUCUUGUGAUAUAUAGUAUGGGAGGACACCUACUCUGUAUCUGCUUAAGUACAAGCGCCCUUUGUUUAGGUGGGCCGCUGGACUCCUGGCGCCAGCUUUCUGAGGAGGCGUUCACAGGGUCAUAUUUUGACACACAGCCACAUUUACACACACAUACCAGCACACACAGAUAGAUACUCUUUAUUCAUACAUAUGCCUAUUUAAGAUGUCACAUGUUGAUGAAACUAUGCAUAUUCAUGUAACCACAAUAAAGAGCAGUGCUACGGAGGGGCUGACCGAGAGUGACUGGGGUUCAAGCAGUAGGAACAGCGUUUGGUCUCGGUCAUCUCCCUCGUGCACGAGAUCA